AUCGCAAACAAAAAUGUUGUGAAUGGUGUUCUAUCCGACGAACGUACCAUUAACUGCGGUGUGCCUCAGGGGUCAAUUCUUGGACCGUUAUUGUUUCUCACAUAUAUUAACGAUCUUCCUCAGUGUCUAAAACAUUCUACAGCUCGAAUGUACGCUGACGAUACAAACAUCGAUUCGACAGUCGAGACUACGACAGGAACAUCCAUUCGAGAAAUAGUAACACAUGCUAAUGAUGACCUAAAUAAU
Paramuricea clavata is the source of this 246-nucleotide messenger RNA. The record is from the annotation of a GenBank genome assembly. Lineage: Eukaryota; Metazoa; Cnidaria; Anthozoa; Malacalcyonacea; Plexauridae.